Molecule: messenger RNA, 2157 nt
Organism: Caenorhabditis angaria
Lineage: Eukaryota; Metazoa; Nematoda; Chromadorea; Rhabditida; Rhabditidae
Source: the annotation of a GenBank genome assembly
AUGCGACUUCUUGGUGCACUUAUUGGCGCUAUUCUGGUGGUGACUGCUCUGUCCGAUGCUUGCCCAAAGGACUCGUUGUGCUAUGAACAAUUGAAACAUCAGCGGACCGCGGAAGUUAUGGUAAGUUGUGGGGCGGGGAAUUUUUGGGGGGUAGAUCAAAAAAUUUUGAAUUUCGAAAAUUUUUGAAAACUGCUCAAAAAUCAUUCAAAAAGUUCAUCAAAUUGAAGGCUUUUGACCCGCGAAAUUUGAAAAUUUAAAUUUUAAAUAGGGGCUCCUAAAGAGCCGACCUGAAUUCAAAAAAAUUUUUGUUGGAAAUGCUCAGCUAGCUCAUCAAAUUGUUUUUCCGGCCGGCUCUCACAAAUUCCAGGAAAAAAGUUGUUUGAAAAUUUUCGAGGGUGACUAGAUUAUAUGUUUGGUUAACAAAACACAAUUUCCGCAAACAUUUCCGUUUUUUCCUCCCGAACUCAAAAAUGUGAGUCCGGCCUGGGUUACUGUGGCCUAUUUUUAGAUCUUCGAAAGGCCGAGGGUCAUUUACGCAGACCUGUAGACCUGUAGACUGUAGACCUGUAGGCUGUAGACCUGUAGGCUGUAGACCUGUAGGCUGUAGACCUGCAGGCUGUAGGCUGUAGACCUGUAGACCUGUAGAUCUGUAGGCUCGAGCGAUGUUCAGGUCAUUAGGCCCCCUGAAGAUGACGUAGGCCUCUCCGGGGAGCUAAAAAUAUCUAUAUAGUAGGUAGUAGGUAGGAGUUUUUUUGUAUUCUUGUUAUUUAUUUAUGAUUUUGGUCGAUCAGAAACUACGAGAGGAAGACGACGUCAUUCAGAAAUGCCACGUCUCCGGGGAUUUUUCUGAUAAUUGCUAUAGAAAACGGGGAGGAAAACAGUGUACGGUAGUUAAAGGGACAUGCUGAUAUAGCUACAAGUAUCCCAAAGAACGCUACAUAACUAAACUACACUCUAGUUGACAUACCAUAUAGCACAUUUGCAGAAAACGAUUCUCACUCAACUUGGCAUGGAUGCGCCACCAAAUGUACCAAAAGAAAAAAUGCCGUCGGCUGAAAUGCGUCGCGAGAUGCGUCGAUUGGCCGAAGAGAACAUGGAUGAAUUGGAAUUGAAAUUGAUGGCUGAAGAAGAGACUGUGAUGGUUAUAGCAAGUGAUCCGUCGAAUGGAGAGGAUGAAUCUAGUUUGAUCUCCUAUUUCGAUUUUGGGACUCAUGAUUUUGAAGCGGCUCAGGUUAAGGAAGUGAGUUUAUUAUACUUAUUAUUAUGUGAAUCAUUCUGAAUUGUGAUUUUCCAGGCUAAACUCUCGUUCUACGCCUAUCUUGACAUCCCGACUUACAAUCAAGAAGUCAACAUUCAAGUCUACGAAAAAUCGACUGAUGGAAAACUCGGAGAUCUUAUCGUCACCGCCUUUCACACCAUUUCAAAUUCGCAACGUUUAACCGUUCAAAUCCCGCCAAAAGAUGUUGGAAGAUUGAUUGAAGCCGAGCCAAACACCAAGGGAAUCUUCGUCUCCGCCAAAUUCUCUGGAAAGAAUAUCGCAAUUCACCCGCAAGAGACAAUGAAUGACUAUGAGAAUAUGAUCUUGCAAAUCACAAUGGCGCCAACACAAUCCAUGUCCUCCAGCAGCAGAAAACGUCGUGACACUUCGGCUGCGGUUUGUCACGCGGAUUCGAAAGAGAAGACUUGUUGCUUGUAUGAUUUGGAGAUUGAUUUUGAGAAGAUCGGAUGGGAUUGGAUUGUUGCACCGGAUCGUUAUAAUGCUUAUGUCUGUCGUGGAACUUGUGAUUAUGGAGAGAACAAACCGGCAUUCUUGGAUUAUGGACAUCAUAAAGUUGUUGCUGCUUUGCAGAAGGGAGGAGAGAAGAAUGAUAUUUUGAGCAGAUCUUCGGUUUGCUGCCAUCCAACUCAGUGAGUUCUGAAAAUUUGUCUGAAAGUCAAUCGGAUUUUUCAAAAUGUAAAUUUAGGAAAACACAAAAAUCCCAAAAAACAAAAAUAAAUAAAACUUCUCCUCGAGAACUACACAACGUUCCUAUGCGCCUUUAAACCCUCAUUUCUUGCAGAUACGACUACAUUCGUUUGCUCUACGUCAACCGCGAUGGCCGCGUCUCGAUUGCCAAUGUUAAUGGCAUGGUCGCCCGCAAAUGCGCAUGCAGUUAG